GAGAGAGAGAGAGAGAGAGGUGAUCGAUUCAUCCAUCCAGCCAUGGCUGCUGCCGCUGCUGGAGAGAUGGAGGAGGUGAAGCGCUUCCUGGAUGAGUGCCGGGAAUCCGGCGACAAGACCUACGGCGUCUUCAAGGGCGUGCUGGAUGAGCUCCAGAAUGAGACCACGCGAUCCAGGGCGCGCAAGCUGCUGGCAUCCGUGGAGCGCUACGUUGACGCCGAGCUUUCCACUGUGGAUUGCUUCGCGACAUUCCAUUUCCGGAUCCAUCAGCUCGUUCUCUCGGAUUCUCAAGGUCUUCGCAAGAACCGUCAAAAGCUCACGCUUCUUGAGCUGCCGAGCAUCUUCAUUCCCGAGGACUGGUCGUUUACUUUCUACGAAGGGAUCAAUCGCCUCCCGGACAGUGGAUUCCAUGACCGCGAUGUGGCAGAGCUGGGCUGCGGCAAUGGCUGGGUGUCCAUUGCCAUCGCCGAGAAAUUGCUACCGAGAAAGGUGUAUGGCUUGGACAUCAAUCCUCGAGCGAUCAAAGUUGCCUGGAUCAACCUCUACUUAAACGCGCUUAGCGGCGAGGACGGAUCACUGGUGAUCGACCGCGAGGGGAAAUCGCUACUGGAUCGUGUCGAGUUUUACGUUUCGGAUUUGCUGGGUUAUUGCCGGGACCGAAAUAUCAUGCUGGACCGCGUUGUCGGCUGCAUACCUCAGGUGCUCAAUCCCGAUCCGGAAGCCAUGCUUAAGCUUGUCUCGGAGAAUGCUAGCGAGGACUUUUUAUAUUCCCUCAGCAACUAUUGCGGGCUUCAAGGCUUUGUGGAAGAUCAGUUUGGCCUGGGACUCAUUGCGAGAGCUGCAGAAGAAGGCAUUAGCGUGAUAAAGCCCAAUGGUGCUAUGAUUUUCAACAUCGGUGGCCGACCGGGACAGGCUGUCUGCGAGCGCCUGUUCGAGAGGAGAGGCUUUAAAAUCGCCAAGCUGUGGCAAACGAGAGUCAAACAGGCAGCCGAUACAGACAUUUUAGCGCUAGUUGAGAUAGAGAAGAACAGCCGCCAUCGCUUUGAAUUUUUUAUGGGGCUGUUGAGCGAAGAGCCGAUCUGUGCGCGCACAGCAUGGGCGUACUCCAGAGCUGGAGGCGAAAUCUCUCAUGGAUUAUCUGUAUACAAGUGUGAACUACGCCAUCCCAACGAGAUAAAGACCAUAUUCAAGUUUUUGAAUAACAAGAUUCAGGAAUUACGAGGUGCAUUAGACUUAUCAUUCUCAGAAGAAUCAGUGGCGGAAGAGAAAAUUCCUUUCCUUGCAUACCUCGCAAAUGCACUGGAGGGGCUUUCCUAUAUCCCCUGCGAACUCCCAGUUGGAAGCACCAAUUUUCGCAGCUUAAUUGCCGGUUUCUUUCGAAUAUAUCAUGGAAUACCUCUCACCCCCGCUAAUGUAGUUGUGCAGCCGUCAAGGUCUGUUCUCAUCGAAAACAUUCUCCGUCUUUAUCAACCAAAGCUUGCUCUAAUUGACGCGAUGUUCACGAGAUGGUUACCAAAGAAAUGGCUGACGGUGUUACCCCACCAAAGUGAUCAAGUCAGCUCGUCUGAGAUCGCCGUGGUGGAGGCUCCUCAUCGCACAGAUCUGGUCAUUCAGCUACUCAGGCACUUGAAGCCUCAGAUUGUCAUCACCAGCCUCGCGGACUUUGAAAUGAGAACCUCCACUGCGUUUGAACAGUUGCUGCACGAGUGUGCCGAGGUCGGUGCGCGGCUUUUCCUGGACAUAUCGGAUUACGUGGAGUUGUCUAGUGCACCCGGCACUAAUGGUGUCCUGCAAUACAUGGCCGCUCACGCGCUUCCGUCGCACGCUACCAUCAUGAGUGGCUUGGUGAAAAAUAAGGUCUACGCUGACUUGGAAGUUGCCUUUCUUAUAUCCGAGAAUAAAGAUGUUCUCCAUGCGCUGGCUUUGUCUGGGGAGCUUGUGGACGGCCGGACUGCCGUAAUGAACCAGUUCUACUAUGGUUGUCUCCUACACGAGUUACUUAGUUUUCAUCUGCCAGAGCGUCACACGUCUUCAGAGAGAUUAAUCCGCCAAGAGGAAAGCUCCAAGUUCAUCCGUUUUGCAGACUGCACUAGGAAAGCUAUUGUCGAGGCUGAAGUAUGUAGCUCGGGGUCAUUGGUGGCGAAUGCCAUUCACCUGGAUAUUGAUGAGAACGCUCUUCCCACGCCCCUGGCGGUGAAGGCGGUAAUCUUCGAGGCGUUCUGCCGACAAAACGUGAGCGAAGCAGAAACCGAUCCCAAGCCGGAAAUUCUGGAUUUUAUAAAAGCCAAGUGCCUGCUCGGACCAGACUAUUGUGGGGAACUAGUGCUUGGGGACAGCUGUUUAUCCUUGUUCUCGAAUCUGGUACUGGGCUGCGUCGAAGACAAAGGCACCCUGUGCUUUCCUGCGGGCUGCAACGGGACGUAUCUGUCGACUGCCAAGUUUUACGAUGCAGACCUGAGAAGAAUUCAAACGAAGAAAGGCGACGGCUUCAAGCUUACGGCCCAUGCAGUGGAAGAGACGAUCAGGGAUCUUACAAGGCCGUGGCUCUACAUCUCGGGUCCGACAGUGAGCCCCACAGGCGUCCUCUAUUCCAGCGGGGAGAUAAUCUCAAUCCUCUCGGUGUGCGAGAAAGCUGGCGCAAGGGUUAUCAUAGACACUUCGUUUUCCGGGCUCGAGUACGAUAGCAGCCGGGUGGACUGGGACUUGAAGAGUUUCGUGGGCAGAGCAAGCGGCAGCAACAAGUCGUUUGCAGUUGCACUUCUAGGGGGAUUCUCUACGGAACUGCUAUCAGGCGGGCAUGAAUACGGCUUUGUGACUUUUACCAGCUCCAUCUUUUCCGAGGCGUUUAAAGACGCUCCCUUGAGGAAAACACCACACAUGACGUCCAACUACAUGAUCAAGAAACUUCUGGCGAUGGCGAACAGCAAAUCGUCCUCGAGGGACUUGCAAGACGGAGUUCGUAGUCAGCAGCUCAUCCUCAAGCAGAGGGCUGAGAAGAUGAAAGAGGCGCUGGUUGCGUGUGGAUGGGAGGUUUUGGAGCCUCAAGGAGGGAUCUCCCUAGUUGCUCGUCCAUCGGCUUACGAGGGCAGGACGUUUUCGUACAAAAGUAUCGGCGGGGAAACGACGAAAGAGAUUAAGCUGGACAGCGUGAACAUACGCGAAGCAAUGCUGUGCAGCACCGGCGUUUGCGUGAGCAGCAGCCAGUGGACGGGGUUGGAGCACUAUUGUCGCUUCGUCAUCGCUGUUAGCGACGACAAAUUCGAUACGGCGUUGAAAGCGCUGCGGAGGUUCAAGGACUUGGUGCUGGGCUGACGAUCCAUCGCUAUCUUCUCCUCCUGGAAACAGAAACAAGAGGACGGAAAUCAUCCAUCCAUCCAUCCAUCCAUCCCUCGACAGAGACAAACAGCGGCGGACGGAAUGGUCGGUCAACCAAGAGUUAUUUUUUGGACGAAAGGAAGAAAAAGAAUGGGUUGGUUGUUGACGUUUGAUUACCUACCUAACAGGGGAUCCACGAGCUCCCAGUUGGGGAGCGAACGUGGCUUGGCUA
Molecule: messenger RNA, 3547 nt
Organism: Selaginella moellendorffii
Lineage: Eukaryota; Viridiplantae; Streptophyta; Lycopodiopsida; Selaginellales; Selaginellaceae
Product: methionine S-methyltransferase
Exons: 12
Coding region: 43-3312 (1089 amino acids)
Biological process (GO): biosynthetic process
Molecular function (GO): methyltransferase activity; pyridoxal phosphate binding
Source: RefSeq, a predicted model, not a curated record